Trichoderma asperellum CBS 433.97 is the source of this 1386-nucleotide messenger RNA. Lineage: Eukaryota; Fungi; Ascomycota; Sordariomycetes; Hypocreales; Hypocreaceae. The record is from RefSeq and is a predicted model, not a curated record.
AUGCUGCCAGACUGUCAUCUGCCUGAAACAUGGAGAGCGAAAAUGGUUGAGCGAAUUCCUUCCAGUACCAAGGAUCAAAGGCAGGAAUGGAUUUGUAAGGCAGAUUAUAACCUUUUCAAGCUUCGCAGUAAUGAGGUGCGCUUUGACCUCGGAACUGACGGCGGUUCCGGCGGCAUGAGCGAUAACCAAUGGUCAGCCUUAAUGCGAGGUGAUUCGGCAGCUACUAGAUCCCCAUCUAGCUAUCGUCUCCAAGAGAAGGUCAAAGAAUUAUUUGGUUUUACCUACACGAUUCCGGUUCACCGAGGCAGGGCCGCCAAACACGCAUUGGUCCAAGCACUACUAAACGAAGAGAGUAUUGUGCCUGGGAAUGCUUUUUUCGAUACCACAAGAGCUAAUAUCGAAAGCCAAAAAGCAAUUGCCAUUGAUUGUGCUAUAGAGGGUGCGUUUGAUAUAUAUUAUCAACAUCCUUUUAAAGGGAAUGUUAACUUGCCUGAACUUGAAAAAAUUCUCCAAGGCAGUGGAAGUAAUGUACCGAUGAUUAUGGUCUCUAUCACUUGCGACAAAACCGGAGGUCAACCAGUGUCCAUGCACAAUUUACGCGAAGUAAAAAGACUUGCUAAAAUGUUUAAUGUGCCUGUUAUCUUAGAUUCUGCCCGUUUUGCCGAAAAUGCUUGGUUUAUUCAAAAAAACGAGUCAGAAUAUAGCAGCCAGUCUAUACCAGAUAUUGUUCAAGAGAUGUACCAUCAUGCCGAUGGCAUGGUAAUGAGCGGCAAGACGGAUGGCCUGGUUAAUGCUGGAGGCUUUUUCGCAACUAAUAACAAAGACUUGUUUGAUAGAGUUGGGAAGUAUGCAAACCUUUUUUGUGGACUUGCGGGAAGAGACAUGGAGGCAUUAACAGUUGGGUUGGGUGAAGUCACACAGCAGGAAUACUUGGAUGACCGCAUCCGUCAGAUACAUAGGUUCGGGAUGAGGCUGAUGGCUGCCAAUGUUCCUAUUCAGCAACCUAUUGGUGGCCACGCCAUUGUUAUUGACGCAUCGUUAUUCUUACCACUCGUACCGAGAGAGGAAUAUGUGGCAAAAACACUGGCUGUGGAGCUUUAUGUAGAAGCUGGAAUUCGAGGAGCAGGAAUGGAAACAGUAAUUGGUGGAGGAAAUCCCAUCACUGGAAUCAAUCGCAAUCGGUCUAACGCAAAAGAUUUCUUAUAUCUAGCCAUUCCAAGGCAGGCAUAUACAAAUGACCAACUGUCUUUUGUGGCUAAUGCACUUAUCCAGAUAUUCGAACGGCGGUUUACCAUCACUAGGGGUCUAUAUGUUGUACAUGAGGAUGCGAUAUUGCGAUAUCUUACAAUUCAACUGAAAAAGGCCGAUGGAAAAUCCAUAGCGUAA